This is a messenger RNA of Cokeromyces recurvatus, 873 nucleotides long. RefSeq names its product methylthioribulose-1-phosphate dehydratase. The record is from RefSeq and is a predicted model, not a curated record. Gene Ontology annotation, cellular component: cytoplasm. NCBI's taxonomy places the organism in Eukaryota, Fungi, Mucoromycota, Mucoromycetes, Mucorales, Mucoraceae. Bases 16 to 732 code for a protein of 238 amino acids. The transcript has 4 exons. Gene Ontology annotation, molecular function: methylthioribulose 1-phosphate dehydratase activity; metal ion binding.
UUUCUUUAAUCGAAAAUGUCAUUUAAGGAGGUAGCAAUUGAAUCUGAAGCACUUUGCAUUAGUAAAGAUCCUCAUCAUCCUGCCAACUUGAUUCCCGAAUUAUGUCGUUUAUUCUAUCAGUUAGGCUGGGUCACUGGUACUGGUGGUGGUAUUAGUAUUCGAAAGGGCGAUCUUGUCUAUAUUGCACCUUCUGGAGUUCAAAAAGAGCGUAUUCAGCCAGAAGAUCUAUUUGUUAUGAAAUUGCAAGAUCGUGCAGUAUUAAGAAAACCACUUGUUUUUAAGCCAUCUGCUUGUACACCUUUAUUCUAUAAUGCUUAUACCAUGCGAGAUGCAGGUGCUUGUAUUCAUACACACUCUCAACAUGCAGUUAUGGCUACCUUAGUUUUUCCUGGAAAAACUUUUGAGAUUUCCCAUCAAGAAAUGAUCAAAGGCAUUCGCAUCGGCUCUACUAAGAAUAAUUUGCGUUAUUUCGAUAAAUUAGUAGUUCCUAUUGUUGAAAAUACACCUGAAGAAGAAGAUUUAACUGAAAGAAUGGCUGAAGCUAUGAAAGAAUACCCUGAUACGAACGCUGUUCUAGUUCGUCGACAUGGUGUAUAUGUCUGGGGAGAAACUUGGGAAAAAGCAAAGACUAUGGCAGAAUGCUAUGAUUAUCUUUUUGAGAUUGCACUCAAGAUGAAGGCUAUUGGUAUUGAUCCUGCUGUUAAGCCUGAAAGUGAGCCUGAUUAUUGUUAAUAAAGAGUGUAGAAGAGGUUAAUUUAUAUAUCAUAGAAAAUGUUAAUAAUAAAAAAAUAGUGGCAUUUGUGUAAUAAAUACAUGUUAUUUCUAAAUAUAUAUAUAUUGCUUUAAACCAGGAAGCAAAAGCAUUAUUUUGGC